AUGUCUGCCGCGCUCAACAUACGGCCAGACACAUCGUCCCAAUCUGCGGGUACGCAUCCGGACUUUUCCCUCAACUCAUUCGUCUCGGGUAUUUCACUCCCCAGCCGGAAUCCCAGAAUCCCAUCUUCCUCGUCCCAAACCACAGCCACAUCCACAGCCCCUCUAUCAACACCUUCGCCACCGAAUGGGUUGCCAUCCUUUUCUCGAAGGAGAGGGGAGGAGGCUACGCCGAACGCGAAGCGCUUCGGCCUCUCCGGACACGAGGAGGAAGGUGAGGAUGCAGACGGGGACGUGCUCGACACGCCUGGUCGAGAAAAACGGUGGGAUGAUGUGUCUGCCACACCCGCACCUGGCCGUUCGAAGCGAACACGGAGUACAGCCUCCAAAGGGGGCGUGAACCUCACGCUCCGCGAUCAGGAGAAGCACAUCGACAGCCUGAAGAAGGAGAACUUCAACAUUAAGCUCAAGGUGCAUUUCUUGGAGGAACGCCUUGCACAGCUUGCGCCAGAUCAGAUCGACGCGGCGUUGAAGCAGAACAUCAACCUCAAGAUUGAGGUGCAACAACGAGGGGUAGAAAUGAAGAAGCUUAAAAAGCUCGUACUGGAAUUGGAACGCGAAUUGGAACGGUUGCAGCGCGGGUCAGGGGGUGCGCAGACGCGUGCGAGGGACCUUGAAGAGAAGCUUGAAGAGCGAGAACGAGAGCUUAGAGAGCUCAGACGGAGGCGUGGGAUGGGUCCAGAUGAUAGUGCAUUGAAGGAGGUGGAGGCCCGGAACGCGGAGCUUGAAGAGGAACUGGAGAACGUUCGUGGGUUGCUGGAAGAAAACGCGGACGAGAUGGAACGACUCAAAGAAUUGGUAGAGCGAAGGGCUGAUGAGUCUAUGGGUGACGGAAGAGCUGACCGAUGGAGAAGGCGCGUACAAGAACUAGAGGACGAAAACGAGGAAUUGAGGCUCAAGAUGGAUGACCUUGAAGAACUCGUGACCCGAAAGGAGGAUGAGAAGGAAGACUUGGCAGACGUAUUAGAGGGCCUCAAGCUCGAGGUCGAGAACCUGCAGCGGAGACGAGACGCCGAGUCGAUCGAGCGGAGCCAGAGUCGAGCGCAGGUUCUCGAGGAGCGAGAAGAACGAGAAGCGGUGGAAGAUGAUCUCAAUGCAGCACGCGAUAAACUUGCGGCUGCACAGAUUGAGCUACAGCAGAGGGAGGAUGAUAUGGAACUUAAACACAGAGAAAUCGAGGAGCUUGUUUCGGAACACACGCGGAUAGUAGAGACCCUUGAUGAUGAGUGGAGGGGCGAGGUUGAGGAAGCAAGGGGACAGGUAGAAGAGCUGAAAGAUGUGGGUCUUACGAUUCUUAGACGUACUGGCACUGACCGUCUAGCAUUACGACAGGUACUGGAGCAACGAGAUGCCGAGGCAAAGGAGCUACGUAUGCAUAUCACUGAGCUCGAAGCCGACACGAACGACCUGCAUGAUAAAUUUGAAACCGCUCUGGCUCAUCUUGAACGCGAGUCAGAGGAGAAAGAUGCAGAGAUCGAAGCUGCCAAUCGCGAGAUCGAAAAGCUGGGUGAGCAGGUGUAUGUACUUGAGGAAGAGAACGAACGUCUUCGCGAGGCCAGCGAGAGAUUGAGGGAGGAUGAAGCCGCAGAACGUGACCGACUAGAGGCAUUAGUAUCUGCCUUCAAAGAGAAAGUCUCUGGAUUAAAGUCUCAGCUCCAAGAGGCCGUUGACCUCUAUGAAACGCGUGGCCAGGAGGUGUCUACUCAUAGAUCGCGUUCUGAGGAACUCGCUCAGCAUGUGGAGAACCUUGUUGAGGAGAUUAAACGCGAACGUGCUAGUCGGGAGCGUCUCGAAGCUGACCUCGACAAGGCCGAGCAGGAUCAUGAUGCUGCCAUUCGACGAGAACAGCGUUCUCUCGAGGCGAAGGAGUCCGCUCUUCAAUCUGCGCUCAAUGAUCUUGCUCGAACAGAGACUUUGCUUUCGCAGCGUGAAGUAGAUCUCGCUGCUGUACAAGCCGCGCUGCAGACGCUCGAAGCCGAAUCGAAAAAGCUUGGCGAGUCGCACACGACCGCUCGAUUCUCUCUGCAGCUGGAAGUCGACAGGAUGAAACGCGACCUAGAGCGACUCGAGGAUGAACUUCGUCGUGCACGCAAAGAGCUCGACGACCGAGAGGGCAAGGGUCGCGAACGUGACGGCGCGAUGGACAAGUUGCAUGCGGAAAACCGCGAUUUGGCAUCGCAGCUUGCAGCGCAGACGCAAGCUCGUUUGAACGUAUCUGAAAAGCUUGACGAGACUAUGACUAGUCUCAGAGCUGCAGAGAUCGACGUGGCUAACUUCCGCGUUAAAGUGGCUGAUCUUGAGGGUCGCCUUGCUAAAGACCAGCGAUCACUCUUAUCUGCCGAAACGCAGUACCGCGAUCAGUUGACCGAGAGAAACACCCUUUUAUUGACGAUCUACCAAUACAUGGACAAGAUCCUCGGUGUCGACAAAACGCCGAAGAAGAAUGGACAGGCAGAGACCAAGCCGUUCACCAAUUUCAGUAUCUUCCACGACAACCUCAUUACACGGUUGAAGGCGUUGAGUGAGAUUCAACUUGUCUUCGAUAAGCGUGUGAAGGAAGCAGAGGCGAAGUAUUCGGAUAAGCUGGGAGAUAUGCGGAAACAGCUUGACUUCCGGUGGAAACAGAUCGACAAAUUUGAAUCUAGCCUCAAGACGAUUGCAGACCAGAAGACGACCUGGCGCAAGAAGCUCAGUGCGCGAGAGGGCGAAGUCGAAGCUCUCAAGGCAACGGCUUCAGAACUGCAGGCCCAACUCGUGAGCAUCCGCAAACCGGGAGGUGUCGAAACGAUGGAAGUUCGUGCUUUAACGGCUCGGGCGACGAACGCCGAACGGCGCAUCACAAACUUACAAAAUCAGCUGCUCGCAUCUGAGGAGAAGGUCAGCACAAUGAACCAGAAGACGACCGUGGCAGAUAGCAAGUGGGAAGCCCGUGUGCGUGAGUACGAGGCGCGGCUGAAGAAGGCUGAGGAGACUGUUAAGCGUGAACGCCAAGGCGCGAAGGAGCGCGUCUUUGAGUUGGAUGCGCAAUUGAAAAGCCUGCAGCGGCAACUGGAGCUCGAGAAUAAACGAAACCACAGACUCAGCGACAUCACAGAUGCGCACGGUCUUACGAAACCUAGCUCGUCACCUGCUCGAUGA
Molecule: messenger RNA, 3195 nt
Organism: Fibroporia radiculosa
Lineage: Eukaryota; Fungi; Basidiomycota; Agaricomycetes; Polyporales; Fibroporiaceae
Exons: 6
Coding region: 1-3195 (1064 amino acids)
Cellular component (GO): microtubule organizing center
Source: RefSeq, a predicted model, not a curated record